Austrofundulus limnaeus is the source of this 2207-nucleotide messenger RNA. RefSeq names its product alpha-1,3-mannosyl-glycoprotein 4-beta-N-acetylglucosaminyltransferase C. Lineage: Eukaryota; Metazoa; Chordata; Actinopteri; Cyprinodontiformes; Rivulidae. The record is from RefSeq and is a predicted model, not a curated record. Gene Ontology annotation, molecular function: acetylglucosaminyltransferase activity. The transcript has 5 exons. The coding region runs from base 362 to 1795 and encodes 477 amino acids. Gene Ontology annotation, biological process: protein N-linked glycosylation.
GUGUACAUAUGUGUGUACGUUUGACAAACAAGAGGCACACAGCAGAAAGAGAGCCUUAGUUAGCUGUCUGCUUGGCGCUCCGCCGCCCCUGUGAUGCAUGUUUAUGGCCCAUCAUCUCCAGCCAAUUACCUUGCCCCAGUGUAAAAGCGUGGCGCCUUCUCAUCACAGCCAUCAGAGUCUGAGUGUGAAUACAAAGAGAGACAGUUACCGUUUCUGGACAUCCUUGGCAAAGCGCUCUUUCCUCAAGGGGCUCGAAAGAUUCAUCCAAAACAGUACAGCUGAAGCAGAUGUGUUCAUGUGCUCCAUCCAUGCCAACCUCUCCAUCUAAAUCUCACAAGAUCUCAGUAAUAGUGUGGACAAAAUGAGGCUGGUGUGGAAAUCCUUGGAAAAGAUGAGGUGUAUGAGGAAACGAUCCACUAUCCCCUUCCUCGGCUUCCUCAUCACCUUUCUCCUAUUCUUAAACCUCUACAUCGAAGAUGGCUAUGUGCUGGAAGGAGAUAAAAGGCAGCUCAGGGAAACAUCAGUCCAUCCUCCGAGCUCGGAGCGAUACGUUCACACCUUCAAAGACCUUAGUAAUUUCUCUGGAACCAUUAACGUCACAUACCGCUAUCUUGCUGGAACGCCUUUGAACCGCAAGAAGUUCCUCACUAUCGGACUGUCAUCAGUAAAGAGGAAAAGAGGGAACUACCUCCUGGAGACGAUCAAGUCCAUCUUCGAUCAGUCCAGUUAUGAAGAACUGAAGGAGAUCGUGGUUGUGGUCCAUCUGGCAGACUUUGACCUGGUCUGGUGUGAGAACCUGGUGCAGGAAAUCACCAGGAAGUUUGCUCACCACAUCAUAGCCGGACGCCUCCUMGUCAUCCAGGCCCCAGAGGAGUACUAUCCUUCUCUGGACGGGUUGAAAAGGAACUACAAUGACCCAGAAGACCGGGUCCGGUUCCGCUCCAAGCAGAARGUGGACUACGCUUUCCUUCUGAACUUCUGCACGAACCUGUCCCACUUCUACAUGAUGCUGGAGGACGACGUGCGCUGCUCCAGGAACUUCCUGACGGCUCUGAAGAAGGUGAUCACCUCCAGAGAAGGUUCUUACUGGGUGAUGCUGGAGUUCUCCAAACUGGGCUACAUCGGGAAGCUGUACCACUCCAGAGACCUGCCACGGCUGGCUCAUUUCCUCCUCAUGUUCUAUCAGGAAAUGCCUUGUGACUGGCUCCUCAUCCACUUCAGAGGUCUGCUGGCUCAGAAGGAUGUGAUCCGCUUCAAACCCUCGCUGUUCCAGCACAUGGGCUACUACUCCUCCUAUAAAGGAGUCGAGAACAAACUAAAGGAUGACGAUUUUGAGGAAGACUCUAUCGACAUUCCCGACAACCCCCCUGCCAGCAUUUAUACAAACAUCAACGUCUUUGAAAACUACGACGCCUCUAAGGCUUACAGCACAGUAGACGAAUACUUCUGGGGGAAACCUCCCUCCACUGGAGAUUUCUUUGUUGUAGUUUUUAACAAAUCUACCAAAAUGAGCAAAAUCAAGAUUACUACUGGGUCUGAUGACAGACAAAAUGACGUUCUUCACCAUGGGGCUCUGGAAGUAGGAGAGAAACUAGUUGGGACUAAAAAGGGGAAACAGUGUUCUUCCUACAUUACAUUGGGGGAGUUUAAAAAUGGUAAUAUUGAGGUUCAAGAUGUAGACCACAAAAUUGCCUUUGACAUUGAGUGUGUACGCAUUGUGGUGACAGCCAGUCAAAAAGAAUGGCUCAUUAUUAGAAGUAUAAGUUUAUGGACUACACAACCCCCCAGCCAAUGAGGACUAUACAAAAAAAUUCCUAGUAAGUUAGAGAGGCUAUGUUUUUAUGAUUAUUUAUUGAUGUAUGUUUUUUUCUGGUUUGUUUAUUUAUUCAUUUUAUAUGUAUUUAUUGAAAUUCGUUUUGUCAAAUUUGUCUUUUUUAUACCUUAACAUUAUACCCUUGGUGGACCAUCUUUAUGAUAGUUUUAAGGACUGUUCAGCUCACAUCAGAAGACAAAGAAUAAUAACAUAUUUAGUGGUUUUUGUUUUGUUAUUUUUUCAUCAUUGAACAGCAAUUGUGUUACCUUACUAGGAAACAGAUGUCAGCCUUAUUAUGGUGACAAAAGUCAUCAGUGACAGAAAUAUUUUUGAAUGUUUCUGUUGGCUCUCCAGGAACAUGUUUGUAAGAAUUAAAAAACAUAUUGGCUGUCUA